This is a messenger RNA of Herpailurus yagouaroundi (jaguarundi), 1518 nucleotides long. RefSeq names its product ABI family member 3 (gene ABI3). Bases 73 to 1170 code for a protein of 365 amino acids. Gene Ontology annotation, biological process: neuron migration; regulation of cell migration. Gene Ontology annotation, molecular function: SH3 domain binding; signaling adaptor activity. Lineage: Eukaryota; Metazoa; Chordata; Mammalia; Carnivora; Felidae. Gene Ontology annotation, cellular component: actin-based cell projection; lamellipodium; SCAR complex. The transcript is spliced from 8 exons. The record is from RefSeq and is a predicted model, not a curated record.
CGACCAAUCAAGGACAGGGUGAGGCGCAAAACCGGCCGGCUCCCAGGGGAGCCAGCCAGAGGCUGGGGGGCCAUGGCCGAGCUACAGCAACUGCAGGAACUUGAGAUCCCCACGGGCCGGGAGGCCCUGCGGGGCAACCACAGCGCCCUGCUGCGUGUCGCCGAUUACUGCGUGGACAACUAUGUGCAGGCCACAGACAAGCGGAGGGCGCUGGAGGAGACCAUGGCCUUCACCACCCAGGCUCUGGCCAGUGUGGCCUAUCAAGUAGGCAACCUGGCCGGACACACUCUACGGAUGCUGGACCUACAGGCGGCCUCCCUGCGGCAGGUCGAAGCCCGUGUGAACACGCUGGGCCAGAUGGUGAGUAUGCAUAUGGAGAAGGUGGCCCGAAGGGAGAUCGGCACGUUAGCCACUGUCCAGCGGCUGCCCCCUGGCCAGAAAGUCAUCGCCCCCGACAGCCUCCCUCCCCUCACGCCCUACUACCGGAGACCUCUCAACUUUGGCUGCCUGGAUGACAUUGGCCAUGGGAUCAAGGAUCUGAGCACGCAGCUGUCGCGGACGGGGACCCUCUCUCGAAAGAGCAUCAAGGCGCCUGCGACGCCCGCCUCCGCCACCCUGGGGAGGCCACCGCGGAUCCCGGAGCCGGUGCAGCUCCCGGUGGUGCCCGACGGCAAGCUCUCCACCGCCUCGUCUGCCUCUUCCCUGGCCUCUGCAGGCAGCUCCGAAGGUGUGGGUGGGGUGUCCGCCACCAAGGGGCAGGCAGCACCCCCACCCCCACCUCUCCCGAACCCCGUGGCUCCACCUCCUCCACCGGCCACCACCGAAGUCUUCCUGCCGCCCCCUCCGCUGGAGGAAGUGUCCCUGCCCCUGCUGGCACCAGAGCUGCCCCUGGACCUGCCCCCUCCUCCACCCCUGGACGUCCAUGAGCUGGGACUGCCACAUCUGCCCCCACCAGGCUUUGGGCCAGAGGAGCCUAGCUGGGUCCCUGCUGCAUACCUGGAGAAAGUGGUGACGCUGUACCCAUACACCCGCCAAAAGGACAACGAACUCUCCUUCUCUAAGGGCACCGUCAUCUGCAUCACACGCCGCUACUCCGAUGGCUGGUGUGAGGGCGUCAGCUCGGAGGGGACUGGAUUCUUCCCAGGGAACUACGUGGAGCCCAGCUGCUGACACUCUGGGGCUUUCUGAGCUCCUGCCCGGAGCACUGCGCUGCGAGCCCCUUGAGCUCCAGUGCAAAGCCAGCUCCAGAGUCAAGGCGGGACCCGGCCUGCCCACCUGUGAGCUGUGCCCGCCCCUUCCCCCUCCUUUCGGUGGUGGGAAGGGGUCCUGGGGAGAGAAGGGAUGUAUCCGGAGGCCUGCCGCAGACAGGAAAAGAACCGGAAGCCAAGGACUUUGGUGAUCUUGUCCACAGAAGACCCACCCCUCCAUGCAGCAUUGGGUGCCAGCUUUGAAUAAAACUCUGAUGACCUCCUGGUGAUUGCCCCGCAGGGCUGGGGGGCCAGAGAGGAGGGAGUUAAA